This is a messenger RNA of Danio rerio (zebrafish), 3655 nucleotides long. The record is from RefSeq and is a predicted model, not a curated record. NCBI's taxonomy places the organism in Eukaryota, Metazoa, Chordata, Actinopteri, Cypriniformes, Danionidae.
CAGUGUGGAAAGAGUUUUGGAAGAAAAGACGAUCUUAAGAUUCACAUGAGGAUCCACACUGGAGAGAAAACAUUCACAUGCCCUCAGUGUGGGAAGAGUUUCAGCCAAUCAUCAAACCUUAAUCUACACAUGAUGAUUCACACUGGAGAGAAACCAUUCACAUGCCCUCAGUGUGGGAAGAGUUUCAGCCAAUCAUCAAACCUUAAUCUACACAUGAUGAUUCACACUGGAGAGAAACCAUUCACAUGCACUCAGUGUGGGAAGAGUUUCAUCCACUCAUCAUCCCUUAAUCAACACAUGAGGAUCCACACUGGAGAAAAACCAUUCUCAUGCACUCAGUGUGGGAAGAGUUUUGACUGCUCAUCACACCUUAAUAAACACAUGAGGGUCCACACUGGAGAGAAACCAUUCACAUGCACUCAGUGUGGGAAGAGUUUCAGCCAAUCAUCAUCCCUUAAUAAACACAUAAGGAACCACACUAGAGAGAAACCAUUCACAUGCACUCAGUGUGGGAAAAGUUUCAGCCAAUCAUCAUUCCUUAAUCUACACAUGAUGAUUCACACUGGAGAGAAACCAUUCUCAUGCACUCAGUGUGGGAAGAGUUUUGACUGCUCAUCACACCUUAAUAAACACAUGAGGGUCCACCCUGGAGAGAAACCAUUCACAUGCACUCAGUGUGGGAAGAGUUUCAUCAACUCAUCAUCCCUUAAUCAACACAUGAGGAUCCACACUGGAGAGAAACCAUUCACAUGCACUCAAUGUGGGAAGAGAUUCAGCCGAUCAUCAUCCCUUAAAAAACACAUGAGGAUCCACACUAGAGAGAAACCAUUCAUAUGCACUCAGUGUGGGAAGAGUUUUAGCCAAUCAUCAUUCUUUAAUCUACACAUGAUGAUUCACACUGGAGAGAAACCAUUUCCAUGCUCUCAGUGUGGGAAGAGUUUCAUCCGCUCAUCAUCCCUUAAUCUACACAUGAUGAUCCACACUGGAGAAAAAAAACCUUUCACCUGCACUCAGUGUGGGAAGAGAUUCAUCCACUCAUCAUCCCUUAAUCAACACAUGAGGAUCCACACUGGAGAGAAACCAUUCACAUGCACUCAGUGUGGGAAGAGUUUUGACUGCUCAUCACACCUUAAUAAACACAUGAGGGUCCACACUGGAGAGAAACCAUUCACAUGCAGUCAGUGUGGGAAGAGUUUCAGCCAAUCAUCAUCCCUUAAUAAACACAUGAGGAUCCACACUAGAGAAACAACUCCCAUGCACUCAGUGUGCGAAGAGUUUCAGCCAAUCAUCAUCCCUUAAUCUACAAAUGAAGAGCCACACUGGAGAGAAACUAUUCACUUGCACUUAAGCCGCGGUCACACUGGACUUUUCUCCCAUAGACUUCCUCUCAUACAAACAUGAAGGCUUCAGACUGGAAAUACAAGUUUGUGCGUCAAGUUUUGCAGUUCACUGCCUUACAAAGUUCAAGCUUGGUGAACUCUGACCUGCGAAAUCACAUCACCUGACUGUGUAGGACCAAUUGAAGACCAAAACAUGACCUCUCUGGACAGAAAUUUAAAAUAUGGACCAAUCGCUCACUUUUUUUAAUGUCUAAUCAUCUUGUUUAAUCCCGUCCCUUUUUGCAGUGCUGUACAACAGAGUUUUGCUUGCUCAAACUCUAAUGUGACCGCAGCUUCGGUGUGGGAUGAGUUUCAGCAACUUCUCAGACCUUAAUCAGAAUCAGACUGAGCUUUAUUGCCAGGAAUGUUCGCACAUACAAGGAAUUUAUUUUUGUGACAGAGCUUCUACAGUGCAACAGAAUUAUAGAGACAGGACAAUAAGCAGAUAAUAAAUAAAUAUAAAAAAAACAGUAAGUAGUGAAUGCAAAUAUUCAAAUAGACAAGUGUAUGUAGAGCUAUAUUACUAUUACUAUAUUCCUAUAUACAACGUUAUAUGUGCAACUGUUAUGUGCAAAUUGGCAUGUAAAGUGUGUUGUUAAAAAGUGUAAAUGUGAGUGUAUAGCAAGUAGUGAUGUUGGUUCCACAGUUAUUAUUAUUAUCAAGUGUUCGUGAGAUGGAUUGCCUGAGGAAAGAAACGGUUUUUGGGUUGGGCUGUUCUGGUGCGCAUUGCUUUGUAUCGUCAACCAGAUGUUAAAAGUUCAAAGAGGCAGUGUGCUGGGUGUGAGGGGUCCAGAGUAAUUUUUGCAGCCCUUUUUGCUCGCUCUGGAUAAGUACUUCAGGAGUUUGACAGAGGAGUCCUUUGAAGUGCAGUCAUUUGUGUACAGGGAGAAGAGCAAUGGGGAAAGAACACACCUCUAGGGGGUGCCAGUGCUGAUUGUGCAGAUACUGGAUGAGAAUUUUCCAAGCUUCACCAGCUACUGCCUGCCCGUUAGGGAACUGUUGAUCCACUGACAGACAGAGGUGGGCACAGAGAGCGGAGUUAUUUUGGGCAGGAUAAGUUUUGGAAUGAUAGAGUUAAAAGCCGAGCUGAAGUCAACAAACAAGAUCCUCACAUAGGCCAUGGCCUGUCUAGGAGUUGCAGAACAUAAUGCAGUCAUAUAUUGACUGCAUCAUUCACAGACCUGUUUGCUCUGUAGUCAAACUGAAGAGAGUCCAGUGAGGGUUCAGUGAUGUCCUCCAGGUGGGCCAGCACUAGUUUUUCAAAAGACUUUAUGACCACCGAUGUCAGCGCCACCGGUCUGUAGACAUUUAGUCCUCUAAGUUUAGGUUUCUUUGGGAUGGGGAUGAUGGGGUAGCGUUUGAGGCAGGAGAGCACAUCACACAGUUCAAGUGAUCUCUGUUGAAGAUCAGGGUGAAGAUGGGGACCAGUUGGUCAGCACAGGAUUUUAAACAGGCUGGUGUAAUAAAAUCUGGACCUGGUGCUUCUUUCCUCUUGUUUCCUGAAGACCUGGCACACAUAAUCUUCACUGAACUGAAGUGCAGGUAUGGGGUAGGCGUGGGUGAUGGAGGUGUUAAUGGUGGUGUGAAGAGCAGUUUAGAGUGAGUAUGGGGUUUUUUCUUAAACCAGCAGUAAAACUCAUUCAGGUUGUUUGCAAGUAAUUUGUUGUCUACAGUACUGGGGGAUGGUGUCUUGUAGUUUGUGAUGUUUUUUAAGCUUUUCCACACGGAUACUGAGUCGCUGGAAGAGAACUGUCUCCUUAGUUUCUCAGAAUAGUUCCUUUUUGCGACUCAUUUCCUUUUCCAGUGUGUAUUAGACCUGCUUAUACAAGGCCCUCUCCCCAUUCCUGUAUGCAACCUCCUUGGCCUGACGUGGCUGUCUAACUUUUACAGUGAACCACGGUUUGUCGGUGUAUGCGAGUUGAGUCCUGGGAGGAAUGCACCGGUCUUUACAGAAAAUGAUAUAAGAUGUUAUAGUCUCUGUGAGCUCAUCCAGAUCGUUUGCAGCAGCUUCAAAAACACUCCAGUCAGUGAGGUCGAAAAAAACACAUGAAGACCCACACUGGAGAGAAACUAUUCACAUGCACUCAGUGUGGAAAGAGUUUCAACUGAUCAGCAAACCUUAAUGAACACAUAAAGAUCCACACUGGUGUGAAAGAGUAUAUGUGCUUUGAGUGUGAGAAGACUUUUAUUACACCUCCAAAUUUAAAACCACACCAGACGAUUCACACUGGAGAGACCAUACAAGUGUUCAAACUGUGACAAGAGGUUUAAUCAGU